Messenger RNA from Neospora caninum, 894 nucleotides. RefSeq lists its product as hypothetical. The transcript is spliced from 2 exons. Lineage: Eukaryota; Apicomplexa; Conoidasida; Eucoccidiorida; Sarcocystidae. The record is from RefSeq and is a predicted model, not a curated record. Bases 1 to 894 code for a protein of 297 amino acids.
AUGCGGCGCAGCGCGAAAAGCCCUUCCAGAAGCCUCGGCCUCGGUCAGGGAAACGGGCGUAGGGAAGACAGAGAAGAGAAAGAAGAAGAAGAGAAAGAAGAAGAAGAGAAAGACGAAGAAGAGAAAGACGAAGAAGAGGAAGAAGAAGAAGAGGAAGAAGAAGAAGAGAAAGAAGAAGAAGAGAAAGACGAAGAAGAGAAAGACGAAGAAGAGAAAGAAGAAGAAGAGAAAGACGAAGAAGAGAAAGACGAAGAAGAGAAAGACGAAGAAGAGAAAGACGAAGAAGAGAAAGACGAAGAAGAGAAAGAAGAAGAAGAGAAAGGAGAAGAAGAGAAAGACGAAGAAGAGAAAGACGAAGAAGAGAAAGACGAAGAAGAGAAAGAAGAAGAAGAGAAAGACGAAGAAGAGGAAGAAGAAGAAGAGGAAGAAGAAGAAGAGAAAGAAGAAGAAGAGAAAGACGAAGAAGAGAAAGACGAAGAAGAGAAAGAAGAAGAAGAGAAAGACGAAGAAGAGAAAGACGAAGAAGAGAAAGACGAAGAAGAGAAAGAAGAAGAAGAGAAAGACGAAGAAGAGAAAGACGAAGAAGAGAAAGAAGAAGAAGAGAAAGACGAAGAAGAGAAAGACGAAGAAGAGAAAGAAGAAGAAGAGAAAGACGAAGAAGAGAAAGACGAAGAAGAGAAAGACGAAGAAGAGAAAGAAGAAGAAGAGAAAGACGAAGAAGAGAAAGACGAAGAAGAGAAAGAAGAAGAAGAGAAAGAAGAAGAAGAGAAAGGAGAAGAAGAGAAAGACGAAGAAGAGAAAGAAGAAGAAGAGAAAGAAGAAGAAGAGAAAGGAGAAGAAGAGAAAGACGAAGAAGAGAAAGAACGUCUAGAUUGGGUGCAAGUCUUGCCGUGA